AUGCUCACCUGUCCCCCCACCCUCUAUAUCCGCCGGCCAUCCCCAACAACAAUCGAAUACACCGUCAGCACCCGCCCACCUCUGGCCCUCCCCCUCCGCAUUCUCCUAAUCCUCACACACAUCAUCCGAGUGGUCCUUGCCCUCGCGAUUCUCCUCCUCCUAUAUACCUAUUACCUAACUCUUCUCCCUCCCCCGAGCAUCCUCUCCUCUCUCACCAUCCCUCCGUCUAUCCUCCUCCUCCAAGCUCUCACCACUCUCCUCUCACCUCUACUCCUCGUUCCUAUUUCCCUCGCCCUCCUCCUCUUCCUCACCCUGCGCCCUCACACCUCCGAGUCCCUACUAAUCCUCCGCCAUCUCGGUCUCCAAAUCUCAAGUUCUCCGAAAACAUACCUGAGUACUACGAAAACGAGAUUCAUCCCGAGUCAAAAGAUUCAAGAUAUCUACAUCAACGAAGUAUUUUCGAAUUUUGAGGUGCGCUAUGUGUUAGUGGUUGUUGUGGAGGGAGAGGGCGAGUUGGUUGUUGUCUUUGAGAGGUUGUUGCCUGGGAGAGCGGUGCUGGAGAGGGUUUGGAGGGGAGGGAGAAGAGGGUUGUUUGGGGGAGAGGAGAGGGGUGGUGGGAAUGGGGAUGCGAAUGGGGGAGUUAAUGGAGGUGUUGGAGGAAAAGAGACUCUGUCAUAA
Botrytis deweyae is the source of this 678-nucleotide messenger RNA. RefSeq lists its product as uncharacterized. NCBI's taxonomy places the organism in Eukaryota, Fungi, Ascomycota, Leotiomycetes, Helotiales, Sclerotiniaceae. The record is from RefSeq and is a predicted model, not a curated record. Bases 1 to 678 code for a protein of 225 amino acids. Gene Ontology annotation, cellular component: glycosylphosphatidylinositol-N-acetylglucosaminyltransferase (GPI-GnT) complex. The transcript has a single exon. Gene Ontology annotation, biological process: GPI anchor biosynthetic process.